AAAUUUUCAGCAAGAAAGAAAGAAUACAAACACCACAAACAGAAAAAUGGCGACAGAGCAACUGAGCCGCAGAGAUGACACCACGAAGGAAAAAGAGACUCAGGUGGAGAGAGAAAGAGUCCCACAAUUGGCAAGCCACUUUGAGGCCAUUGCUGUGCACGGCAAAACGACUGACCCCAGUAAUGAAAAAGCUACAACACCAGAAGAAACGAAGGCGAGACAAAGGAGUGAUGCUAGUGGAGUGGGGAAAGAGACGUAUGGCACCGGCAUUGCUAGAGGGACAGUUCAAGGAAGGGAGGAGGAGAGACAGGGAGUUGGAGGUGAGAAACCAGAAGACAGCCAUGAAUUGGCUGCUCAAUUUGAGUCUCUUGCUGACAAAGUAAGAGACAAGAGAGAGACUAAUACAGAGAAUGAAAGGGAGAGGCAAGCACGUGCUGAUAAAGAGAGAAUUGCUGCUCGUGAGAGAGAGCAAAAAGGUCGAGCAGAGGAAAAACGGAGAGCUUCAGAACAGGCAAAAGAGAAAGAAGGUGAAAUAGGAUCUCGUCAAGAUCAACCGACUCUUGAAGAAAUUUCCAAUUACAGAGCUAUAGCACAGCAGAAAUCGAACGAGGCAAUAAUGGCGGCAAAGGAACGGUAUGACAAAGCAAACAAAAAAUCACUCGAGAAAGGAGUUGAAGCUGGAACAGGGGAAGCAAUACCGAGAGGCACAGAAGAAGCUGAGGACACAGUCGAAGAGGGAAAUCAAUAUACAGGUUUAGAGACAGUGAAAGAGACGCUUACAAGUGCAGCCAAAACAGCAAAGGAUUACACCGCGCCAAUAGCAGAGAAGGCCAAAGAUUACACAGUCUCUGCCGGUCGAACAACAGCUCAUUACCUUGGGGAGAAGGCGGUGGUGGCUAAGGAUGUUGCAAUAGAAAGUGGGAAAGUUGCAGCUGAGUAUGCAGGUAAAGCAGCAGAGGAUUUGAAGGAUAAGACGGCAGUUGCAGGGUGGAGCACGGCCCAUUACUCAUGUGACACGGCGGUGGAGGGGACUAAAGCAGCAGCAAGGCUCGUGAAGGGAGCUGCAGAGUACGCAGGAGCCAUUGCAGCCAAGCCCUUGUCUGCUGCAAAGAAUGUUGCUGAAUCAACAGGCGAGACUGUGAAGGACUAUACAGCCAGGAAGAAAGAAGAAGCACAGAGAGAAUCAAUGUACAAGCAAACUGAGAAAGAAUCCAUGUACGAAAAAACUAAGGAAACUUUUGAAGGGGGUAUAGAAGAAGUGAAGGAAAGGGGAGGAGAAAGAGGUGAAGAGAACAGAGUUGAAGAGGAUAGAAAAGAUGGGGGGAUAUUAGGAGCAAUUGGGGAGACCAUAUAUGAGAUUGCACAGACAACAAAAGAGAUAGUGAUUGGGCCUGGUGAUGAGACUGGGAAACAGAGCACAUUAGGCUUUGAGCUUGGUCAGGAAGAGGGUGAGGAAAAAGGCCAAGAACAUGUAAAGAAAGAGCACUAUGAAACUGCGGCCAAGAAGGAACACAGAGCCUGAUACAAACUUGACUGUUUAAAGUGGUUUGUGAGUUUUUAUGUUUCGGAAUUCCUGGAAAAGGGUUGUGGGAAGAAUGGAUUAUGUGUUUUUAAGUUUGUUCGUUUAUGAGGUGUAAAUAAAAUUGAGUGUCUGUGGAUCCUCUUUGUUCUUUUGAAGU
Cucurbita moschata (crookneck pumpkin) is the source of this 1679-nucleotide messenger RNA. RefSeq names its product seed biotin-containing protein SBP65-like. The transcript has a single exon. NCBI's taxonomy places the organism in Eukaryota, Viridiplantae, Streptophyta, Magnoliopsida, Cucurbitales, Cucurbitaceae. Bases 47 to 1522 code for a protein of 491 amino acids. The record is from RefSeq and is a predicted model, not a curated record.